Molecule: messenger RNA, 1017 nt
Organism: Hemiscyllium ocellatum (epaulette shark)
Lineage: Eukaryota; Metazoa; Chordata; Chondrichthyes; Orectolobiformes; Hemiscylliidae
Gene: u2af1
Product: U2 small nuclear RNA auxiliary factor 1
Exons: 9
Coding region: 66-854 (262 amino acids)
Biological process (GO): mRNA splicing, via spliceosome
Cellular component (GO): spliceosomal complex; U2AF complex
Molecular function (GO): pre-mRNA 3'-splice site binding; metal ion binding
Source: RefSeq, a predicted model, not a curated record
GUGCGUGGUGACGUUUCCGGAGGACGUGGUGACGGAAGGUCGGUGCGCGGGCCCAGCGGCUGAAGAUGGCGGAGUAUCUGGCCUCGAUCUUCGGCACCGAAAAGGACAAGGUCAACUGUUCAUUUUAUUUUAAAAUUGGAGCCUGUCGUCAUGGAGAUAGAUGUUCUCGUUUGCACAACAAGCCAACUUUCAGUCAGACCAUUGCGCUCUUGAACUUAUACCGUAACCCUCAAAACUGUACCCAGACAGCAGACGGUUUCCACUGUGCUGUUGGUGAUGUUGAAAUGCAGGAACAUUAUGAUGAAUUCUUUGAGGAGGUUUUUACAGAAAUGGAGGAAAAGUAUGGUGAAAUCGAAGAGAUGAAUGUCUGUGACAAUCUGGGUGAUCACCUGGUUGGAAAUGUCUAUGUAAAGUUUCGCCAUGAAGAAGAUGCAGAAAAGGCUGUGAAUGAUCUGAACAAUCGCUGGUUCAAUGGACAACCAAUUCAUGCAGAGCUGUCACCGGUAACUGACUUCAGAGAGGCUUGUUGCAGGCAGUAUGAAAUGGGCGAGUGUACACGAGGAGGCUUUUGCAACUUCAUGCACCUGAAGCCAAUUUCACGGGAGUUACGUCGUGAACUGUAUGGACGGCGUCGUAAGAGCCAGCAGCAGGGUAGCCGUGUGACCUCGUCUGGUGACAAACGGCUGCUAACCAUCACCCCAAAACACUUAAUGGCUGCUAUCAGACACAGGUCAAGGUCAAGAUCUCGUGAGCGUAAGCGAUCUCGGUCACGGGAACGUGGAGGUCGUGCAGGACGGGAUCGAGAUCGUGAUCGGAGGCGAUCCAAGGAUCGGGAAAGAUCUGGAAGGUUCUGAGGGUGUGACAUCGGUUUGCAUGAAAGCUCAUUUAGAAGUACCACAUGCAACUUAUUGGAAUUUAAUACUUUUUAUGUUCAAGUUUAAAGUAAAACUUAGGUUCUGUUUCCUUUUGAUGUUCAAUAAACCUUUUUAAAAUAAAAAUAGAACUCAUGCGACCUGA